Molecule: messenger RNA, 1818 nt
Organism: Acanthosepion pharaonis
Lineage: Eukaryota; Metazoa; Mollusca; Cephalopoda; Sepiida; Sepiidae
Source: the annotation of a GenBank genome assembly
AUGAGGCCAAAAUUUCCUUCUUUGCGCCAAAUCUUCAUUCCUUUCUUCAACAAUAUGCAUUUAUUUUUAUCUGCCUUCAUCAUGUAUAGGGAACGACUACCUGCGCAGUUGACCUGGCUGAAUAUCCAUAAGCGAUUUUACCAAUACCUGUGCAUUACAUCCUCACUUUACAUUCAUCAUGAAUUAUCUUUCUUUUACCUUCUUUCUUUCUUAAUUUCUUUCUUUCUUUCUUUCUUUCUUUCUUCAUUCAUUUUAUUCUUUAUAUAUUCUCUAUCAAUCGAUUCUUUAUUUUUGUUUUUUGUGAUCAAUUCCGUCUUUCUUUCUUUCUUUCUUUUCUUUUUCUUCAUAGUUUUUAUUCAUUUUUAUAUAUUUCUAUUCGAUUCUUUCUUUUCCUUGUUUUUUGGGAUCAAUCGUCUUUCUUUCUUUUUUCUUUUUCUUUCUUUCUUUCUUCAUUCAUUUUUAUUCUUUAUAUAUUCUCUAUCCAAUCGAUUCUUUUAUUUCCUUGUUUUUUGUGAUCAAUUUCUUUCUUUCUUUCUUUCUUUCUUUCUUCAUUCAUUUUAUUCUUUAUAUAUUCUCUAUCAAUCGAUUCUUUCUUUUCCUUGUCUUUUUUUGAUCAAUUCCGUCUUUCUUUCUUUUUUCUUUUUCUUUCUUUUCUUUUCUUUCUUUCUUUCUUUCUUUUUUAUUCUUUAUAUUCUCUAUCCAAUAUUCUUUCUUUUCUUAUCCGUCUUCUUUCUUUCUUUUUUUUUUUUCUUUCUUUCUUUUUUUGAUCAAUUUCAUUUUCUUUAUAUAUUCUCUUCUUUCUUUCCUUUCUUUUUUCAAUUUCUUUCUUUUUCUUUCUUUUCUUUCUUCAUUUUUAUUCAUUUAUAUAUUCUUUAUCCAAUCGAUUCUUUUUUUUCCUUGUCUUUUUGUGAUCAAUUCCUUUCUUUCUUUCUUUCUUUCUUUUCUUUCUUUCUUUCUUCAUUCAUUUAUUCUUUUAUAUUCUCUAUUCGAUUCUUUUUUUUCCUUUUUUUUUUCAAUUCCGUUUUUUCUUUCUUUCUUCCUUUCUUUCUUUCUUUCUUUCUUUUUCAUUUUUAUUCUUUUAUAUUCUCUAUCAAUCGAUUCUUUUUUUUCUUGUUUUUUUGGGAUCAAUUCCGUUUUUCUUUUUUCUUUCUUCCUUUCUUUUUUUCUUUCUUCAUUCAUUUUAUUCUUUAUAUAUUCUCUAUCCAAUCGAUUCUUUCUUUUCCUUGUCUUUUUUUUGAUCAAUUCCGUCUUUCUUUCUUUUCUUUCUUUCUUUCUUUUCUUUCUUCAUUCAUUUUAUUCUUUAUUUAUUCUCUAUCAAUCGAUUCUUUCUUUUCCUUUUUUCUUUCUUCUUUCUUUCUUUCUUUAUUUUUCUUUCUUUCUUUUUCUUUCUUUCUUCAUUCAUUUUAUUCUUUAUAUAUUCUCUUCCAAUCGAUUCUUUCUUUUCCUUGUCUUUUUGUGAUCAAUCCGUCUUUCUUUCUUUCUUUCUUUCUUUUCUUUUCUUUAUUUCUUAUCCUUCAUUCUUUUUUUUUCUUUUUCUAUUCUCUAUCAAUCGAUUCUUUCUUUUCCUUCUUUUUUUUAUCAAUUUCCAAUCGAUUCUUUUUUUUCCUUUCUUUUUCUUUCUUUCUUUCUUUCUUUCUUUCUUUCUUUCUUCAUUUUUAUUCUUUAUAUAUUCUCUAUCCAAUCGAUUCUUUCUUUUCCUUGUCUUUUUGUGAUCAAUUCUUUCUUUCUUUCUUUCUUUCUUUCUUUCUUUCUUCAUUCAUUUUAUUCUUUAUAUAUUCUCUAUCCAAACGAUUCUUUUUUUUCCUUGUCUUUUUGUGA